Molecule: messenger RNA, 1210 nt
Organism: Dicentrarchus labrax (European seabass)
Lineage: Eukaryota; Metazoa; Chordata; Actinopteri; Moronidae
Gene: rwdd1
Product: RWD domain containing 1
Exons: 7
Coding region: 308-1030 (240 amino acids)
Biological process (GO): cytoplasmic translation
Molecular function (GO): protein binding
Source: RefSeq, a predicted model, not a curated record
GCAGCCAGAAAAAUAGAGCGACGGUCUCACAUUGAAGAACUAACGUUACUGAAUAAAGCAGAAAUAGCUACAGUUAUAGUGCACAAAUGUAACGUUAUAGUAGCCACAUGUUCAAACAGUAGUAUCUGCCUCAAAUAUAAACAUACAUAUCUAGAUAGCGACACUGGUAUCAGACCAAAAAAUCCGAAUCCCGAUAUCAUCGGCCGCCAUUGGGCAAGUGGAACACGCAGCACACAGACAGUGUGUCACUUUGAACAUAGCGGAUGAUGAUUUUUCUAACCUCCAGAUAACCUGCAGCCACACGAAAAUGACAGACUACGCCGAGGAGCAGAGAAAUGAACUAGAAGCUAUAGAGUCAAUCUACCCAGACUCUUUUACAGUGCUUUCAGAUGAUCCCGCCAGCUUCACCAUCACUGUAACAUCAGAUGCAGGGGAAAAUGAUGAAACCGUGGAAGCAACAUUAAAGUUCACAUAUGUAGAGAAAUACCCAGAUGAGCCUCCACUGUGGGAGAUCCACUGCCAGGAGAACCUGGAGGACAGUGACGUGGAGGAAGUCCUCACCUUACUGCAGCAACAGGCAGAAGAAAACCUGGGCAUGGUGAUGAUUUUCACCCUGGUGACAGCCGUUCAGGAGAAACUCAACGAAAUUGUGGAUGUGAUAAAAAACAGACGAGAAGAGGAGAAACGGCGAAAAGAGAGAGAGGCAGAGGAAGCAGAGAAGGUAGCAUUCCAGGGCACAGUGGUAACCAUUGAAAACUUCCUGGCGUGGAAAGCCAAGUUUGAGCUGGAGGUGGCCGAGCUACGGAGGAAAAGACAGAAGGAGGAGGAGCAGGCAGGAAAACCCAAACUCACUGGUAAACAGCUGUUUGAGAGAGACCACAACCUGGACACAUCUGAUAUUCAGUUCCUUGAAGACGCUGGAAACAACGUUGAAGUGGACGAGUCACUGUUCCAGGAGAUUGAGGAUUUGGACUUGGAUGAGGACGACCCAGACUUUGACCCCUUAGAGAUGGGCAGUGAUGAGGACUAAAUCAGGAGGACUGACAGGACCAUACCUGCUCUUCUCUGGAAUAUGAUCAACGGCUGCAUUUAUUUUUCAAAGACUCUCACAGCAGCUGGAGAGGAAUUCUUCAUAAAUACAAUAUACACAUCAACACCUCUAAGUGUUCAUUACUAUGCCUGAACAAUUAAAUUGACCUGAUAAUUGUCA